AUGGCGAAAGCAAUUUGGAAGCGAGCAGGAAGGCAACGCAUCGGGCUUGCCGAGGCUCCUCGCGACGGGGCAGCAGCGGACUCUGCCGCCGAGGCUCGUCGCGCUGGCGCGGCGGGAAGCGCGCCGGCGGCGGCAAAUGUCGCUUCUACACUCACCCAAGGCGCGCAAGUAACAACAUCGACGGACUUGGAAUGUAACCCGCUGUCACUCGCGCCAGCAUUCCCGGCAACCACAGCCGCGGAGGCGGCGGCGGCGUGGAAUGCGGCUUCGGUGGAGGCGAUGGCGGCGGCGACAUGGGAUGGUGGCAGCGGGACGUCGCAAUCUGGUUCGCACGACGGCGCCGCCGGCAACAACAGCUACUACUACGACCGCGAUGAUGAUGGCGGCGAGAGCUCGAUCACGGACGGCGAUUCGGACUCGCCGCAUGAGUCCAUGGUGUCGAAUGGCUCCAUGCACGACGAGGACGAUGAUGACGAUUUGCUACUGUCGGAUGACGAGGAGGAUAGUAGCGGGGCUGGCAGGGGCUGCUUUAAGUCCGGUUGCAUGCCGGCGACUCGUCGAACGGCGUCUGCGACGAUCAAACUGCGUGAAAGGGUGCGUCGCACUGCCAGUGCGACGAUCGCCUCCGGAAAGCCAGUCGCUGCAAGUGGUCGUCAUGGCGCCGCCGCAAAGUCGGGCGGAGGCGGCGCUGCGGCGCCGACGUCGGAUCGCGAGCCGCUGGUGGCCUUGGAGAAGCGGCGGAAGAGCGGGCGGUCGGUGACGUUAAUGCGACGGAUUAUCACCAGCGUGCGCAAAAGCGAGUACACCGUUGACUUGGAGGUGGAGAAUGAUGGCGAUGCGGCGGAACUGCGGGGCCGCGACGGCGCGGCGCGCGGAGGGAAGCAGCGCCGUUUUCAGUUGAGUCCCGCGUGGAGGCCGCUGUUCGUCGUCGUGUGGACGGUUGUGACUCUAGCGGUGGCAGCUGGCGUGUUCGUGGCGACGUAUAACUCGUUUGAGCACGAGCGACAGGAGGAGGUGGAGAUGGAGUGCGAGGCGUGGCGCGUGCUACUGGAGGAGCAUUUCAUGGACACCACCAAUCAGAUCCGCCUGCUCGCCAAUCUCGUCUCCACCUUCCACUUUCGAAAGCCCAAGGGCACGCUCGACCGGCGCACCUUCCUGUCGUUUCUGAACGAGACGACGUACGCGGACGGCGCGGCGUGCGCGCCACAGAGCACCGAGUACGCGCCCAUUAUCUACACCACGUCCGCGCAGCUCCCCGCCGGUCAAGACCUCAUGUUGUCUGCCGACGCGACGGGCAUGAGCGCAGUGGAGCAUGCGCGGGACAACGGCACCAUGGGCGCGCUCACGGCGCCGCUGCGCCGCGCCAAUCCCGACGCCACCGCGGACGAAGCGGCUGCGGCGGCGGCGGCGGAGGAGGCGGUGGAGCGCGAAAACCACUGGGUGGAAGCGUGGGGGAGCGCGGCGGACGGCACGGCGCUGGUCCGUGUGUACCCCGUGUACAAGGAGGGGCGCGCGCCGCCGGGGGAGGAGAGGGCGAACGUGACGGCUAUGAGGAGCGCGUGUCGCGGAUACAUGUCCGCGCUUGUGGACUUCACAUCACUUGUACAGGUGCGGAUCUUAGAGGGGACGGUGGGCCUGCAGAGGCUUGGGGGAGGCGGGGGCGGGGAGGGGGAGUACAGGGGGGGACGAAGGGGAGGGAGAGUGAUAGCUUUGGACCGGAAUGGAUCCAUGCACAAGGGCCAUUCGCGCAUGUUCGUGCGCAUCUACGACGUCACGCGCACGCGCGCCACCCCAGGCAGCGCCGCUGACCCGCGGCGCUACCAGCGCACAGCCAACACCAGCAGCGGCCGCAUCGCCACAGUCGAAACCAGCAGCCCCAGCAGCAGCAGCCCCAGCAACGCGUUUAGCUCGAGCAGCGGCGGCAGUGGGCACAUGGAGGAUCUGGAGGAGCUCAUGUACGAUCCCGUGGAUCACCGCCUCGCGCCCGGCGAAACGGAUAACUACAACAUUAUUGCUGCGCUUGACCUAGGGGACCCGUCCCGGCAGCACGAGAUGCGCUGCAGAUCUCUUGACCGUGUUGACCAUGUUGACCGUGUUGACCAAUCUCAGUCAGUCCCCAGCUUCCAUCACAACAUCUCCUCCCUUCCCACCCCUUACUAUGCCCCUUUCCAUGCCCCUUUCCAUGCCCCUUUCCAUGCCCCUUUCCAUGCCCCUUUCCAUGCCCCUUUCCAUGCCCCUUCCCAUGCCCCUUUCCAAUCCCCCACCCACCCCCCUCCAUGCCCCACCAGGUACACCGACUUCUACGUCUUCCCGUUCGCGAGCCUGGGGUGGGCGUUGGUGAUCGUGACAGUGAUGUCCCUCGUGGGGUACAUGUGGUGGGCGGCGGGCGGGCACAUGCAGCGCCUGGAGCGUGACUUCCUGCGCAUGCAGCUGCUCAAGAACAAGAUGAAAGCCGCGCGCAACGUCGCCGAGCGCGCGAGCGUGGCCAAGGGCACCUUCCUGGCCACCAUGUCGCACGAGCUGCGCACGCCCAUGAACGGCGUGAUUGGGAUGCUCAACCUGCUGCUGGAGACGCCGCUCAGCAUCACGCAGCUGGACUAUGCUGCUGCUCUUGCGACUCUUGCUGCUGCUCCUGCUGCUGCUGCUCCUGCUGCUGCUCCUGCUGCUGCUGCUGCUGCUGCUGCUGCUGCUGCUGCUGCUGCUGCUGCUGCUGCUGCUGCUGCUGCUGCUGCUGCUGCUGCUGCUGCUGCUGCUGCUGCUGCUGCUGCUGCUGCUGCUGCUGCUGCUGCUGCUGCUGCUGCUGCUGCUGCUGCUGCUGCUGCUGCUGCUGCACCUCUCUUCGCUGCUGAGGCGAACAAGAUGCCGUUGGAGCGCGUGCCCAUGGACGUGCGCGCGCAGGUGGACACGGUUCUCACUAUGUUCGUGGAGCGCUUCCGCGCCAAGCCCCUGCUCGAGGUCGCCGCCUACAUCGACCCCUGGGUGCCGCCCGCCGUGCUCGGGGACUCCCUGCGCUUCCGCCAGGUGCUGGUGAACCUGCUAUCGAACGCGUUCAAGUUCACGGAGAAGGGCCACAUCUUCAUAGCCGUGCGCACCGCCCUGCCCUCCGAGGACCUCAAGCGUGACUUCCGCACGCGCCACCCCUCGCACUCGCACUCCCACGCACGCACCCCCGCACACAGGCAGGGGCAGGGGGGGGGCGGAGAGGGUGCGAGGGGCGGCGUGGGCAUGGGCGAGAGGGCGGGCAUGACUGGGCGCAGCAGCUGGACUAGCCAGGGCAGCAUGGGGGGGUGCAGCAGCAGAGGUGGUGGGAGCAGGGAGGCGCAGUGGGCGACACUGAGUGGGAUGGAGGCAGUACGGAGCUGCAACAGCUGGGAUGUGCUGGCCAGCCGCCAGCAGCGGUGGAGGGAGGGUGGGGGGGAAGGGGAGUGCGGAGUGAGCGAGGAGGGGACGGGGGAGGAGCAACCGGGGGUGAAGGGAGAGAAGGAGGGUGCGGGGAAGGAGUGCGUGAUUGAUGUGGGUGGCGAUGGUGCAGCUGCUGAUGCUGCGACUGCUGGGAGUGUCGAUGGCGAGCCUGUGUUGAGCGGGCCCACCGUGCGACUGGUGAUCACCGUGGAGGACACGGGCGAGGGCAUCCCCAAGGCAGCGCAGAAGAGCAUCCUGAAGCCGUUCACGCAGGCGGACGCGAGCACGACGCGCACGCACGGCGGCACGGGCAUCGGGCUGUCCAUCAGCCGCCACCUCGUGGCGCUCAUGGGCGGCAAGCUCGCCUUCUCCUCGCGCCCCGGCGUCGGCACCACCUUCUAUUUUGACAUUCUCGUGCCGCUCGUGGUGGAUUCCUCACAGCAGCAGCCACAGCAGGGAGGGGAGCCCAUGGGGAUUGUGGGUCCCGUAAGUCCCGUGGCUGCCAUGGGUGUGCUUGGUGCAAGGCCUGCCUCUGCCUGCGCACAUGGAAUGCCAGGAGUGGCAUCAGCUGCAGCAGCAGGUGCAGUGGAGGCAAUGCCCUCACUCGCAGCGCAACCGCGCCGCCUUCCACAGCGCCACACCUCCUCCCCAACGCACCACCUCUCGCUCCUCCCUCUUGAAGACGCCUUGGCAUCCCCACGCCUCUCCUCCCCUUGCCGCGCGUGCGUCUCCACCUCGCUCAACACCUCUCCGCGCCUGCUGCCCCCCUCGUCCUCCUCGCCUUGCAAGCCCUCCGCUGCGCGCCAUUAUCGCAACCCGUCCCUUCAGCUGCUGCAUGCGCCACUGAAGGAGCUCCAAGGCAUGCAGGCAGCGCAGCUGCGCUUGCUGCAGUCCACGCCCGUGCACAGACUCACGGCGUCGCCCAUUCACAUGGUGCCCAUGUCCCCUUUGCCUCUCCUGCAGCAUGCCGAGGCUAGCUUGACUCACUUUGACGCUCUCCUGCUUGACGACAAGCCCGUGAGGUUCGGCGUCACGGAGAGCCUGCUCGGCAGGCUCGGUAUCCCGGUUCGGAACGCGCCUCUGCCUCGGGACCUUCAGUGUCUGUUCUCGAGUGCAAGCAGUACACAUGCACCCGUAUCACAGCUCCAGGGUUUACGGCCUGUGAUAGUGGUGGUGGAAGGGGAGUGGCUGGGGCGACUGAAGGAGGCACGGAAGGCAGGCGAGGAGGGCGGUGCGAGCGGAGAUGAGGAUUCAGGAGGGAGAGAUUCGCCUUGCACUCCCCGCAUGGGGGUACCUCUGCAUCCGCAGCAGCGGCAGCGCGAGAGGAGAGAGGGCGACGGUGGCAACAGCAGAGGAGCGCUGUCGUGGCAGCAGGUGGCGGCGAGGCUGUUUCACGAGUCAGCUCUCUCUCCUGCUGCUUCCCACUGCACCUACAUGUACAUGGAGAAGCAGCAGCAGCAGCUCCAGCAGCAACAGUCACCAUGGUUCGCGUCGGUUCUUCUGGAGUGUGGGGCGAUGGGGGAGAGCAGCAACCGGGCAGAUGGGGGCAGGGCGGCGAGCAGAGCAGCGGCGGAGGAGGGGGGGGCGGCAUUCCACGGCACGGUGUGCAAGCCAGUGCGCUUCUCUGCGCUCUCUGCUUGCCUCUCCCAGCUGCUGCUGGGUGCGACGGCGAACCAAGACAGUGGCGACGGGGAGGAGGAGGAAGAGGGGGACGAGGCCGCGGAGGAGGGUACGGGGUUUGUGGUGAGCCUGCAAGGGGGAAAAGCAGGGAAUGGUGGCAGUGCUGGUGCUCGUGGUGGUGAUGAUGAUGGUGAUGGAUGCAGCAAGGGGCGGCGGUCUGAGGGUGACUCUGGUGGCAUUCAAUUGAACAAGGAACUGGGCAGGGGCCGGGAAUCAGGGAGUUUCAGGCAGGCGAGUGAAGGCGGCGCGAGUGAGUUGGGUGGAAAGCAGGCCGUGGGAGGCAGUGCGGCGGGCAGGGGCGGUGUGCAGGUGAAGAAGGGGAAGCAGAGCAAGACGGCGCAGCUGCUGUGUGAGAAGCUGGGUGGACGACACUUCCUCGUGGUGGAUGACAACAUGGUGAACCGCAAGGUGAUGUCCAAGAUGCUUGAGCGCUACGACGUGCACGUGGAGGCCGUGGAUGGUGGCGCCAAGGCCAUCGCCGCCGUCGCUCGCUCCGAUGCUGCCGCCACUCCGUACAACUGUGUCUUCAUGGACUUGCAGAUGCCGGGAAUGGAUGGGCUGGAGGCCACAGGGCUCAUUCGCAAGUAUGAAGCGGAGCAGCAAGCCAAGGCGGCUACUUCACAGCAGGACGCAGCAGCCGCAGGUGCAAAGCGGCGGCUGCUGGUGAUCGCACUGACUGCAGAUGUGGGUGCAGGGACCAAGGAGAAGUGUGUCGGUGCGGGAAUGGAUGGGUACAUGACCAAGCCUAUUGAGGAGGACCAGCUGUCGCGUACGCUGUUGCCAUUCUUUGAUGGUUUGAAAUAA
Molecule: messenger RNA, 5886 nt
Organism: Closterium sp. Naga37s-1
Lineage: Eukaryota; Viridiplantae; Streptophyta; Zygnematophyceae; Desmidiales; Closteriaceae
Source: the annotation of a GenBank genome assembly